Cynoglossus semilaevis (tongue sole) is the source of this 1948-nucleotide messenger RNA. It is a transcript of the gene junbb, whose product is annotated as JunB proto-oncogene, AP-1 transcription factor subunit b. Gene Ontology annotation, biological process: regulation of transcription by RNA polymerase II; regulation of cell population proliferation; regulation of cell cycle. Lineage: Eukaryota; Metazoa; Chordata; Actinopteri; Pleuronectiformes; Cynoglossidae. The record is from RefSeq and is a predicted model, not a curated record. The coding region runs from base 536 to 1534 and encodes 332 amino acids. The transcript is spliced from 2 exons. Gene Ontology annotation, molecular function: transcription factor binding; RNA polymerase II cis-regulatory region sequence-specific DNA binding; DNA-binding transcription factor activity, RNA polymerase II-specific. Gene Ontology annotation, cellular component: transcription regulator complex.
UAAAAACCGAUCGUGUUGUUAUCGGCGCUCCAGUGUUUGCGACAGUCGCUCCGCCGCUGUCUCCCGUGCCUACAGGCUGCUUUCAGUCGCCUCUUCCCGGCAUUUACGUCACUCUACGACGCAGUGUGUGGGCAGGGUCACCGAGCUGCCAGCCAAUCAGAAUGCGGCUAGGGCUGUAAGCGUAUAUAAAAGAGACGCAGAGACCCGCCUGAACACACCUCAACGAACAGCGCCACCGACGGACCAGAGUUCCAGGGUCACAAGUUUAUGUUCACUGAACCGCGGGAGGAAAACAGUGACUCCAGGUUGAACAGAAACAGAACAGUCUUCUCCUGACACCGAUCUCCUGUGGGAUCCUGGACCUUCAUUCUUCUUCAAGAGAGAUUUUUUUGUGUGUCGAUUCCUGGACAUUAAGAGACCCCGUCAGGACCUGAGUUGAUGCGGGUCCGGUACUACACAUCCACACACUGAGUCUGAGUCUGAGUCUGAGUCUGAGAGGAAACCCCGUCACCGUCCACUCCUGAGCCACGACUUUAUGUCUACAAAGAUGGAACAGCCUUUUUACCACGACGACUCCUUUCUGUCACCGUACGGACACUCGGACGCGGCCGUGCACGACUACAAGCUGCUGAAGCAGAGCAUGAACCUGAACCUGAACCUGGCAGAGCCGUACCGCAGCCUGAAGUCCCAGCUGAGGGCCGACACGGACGUCUACCAGGGGCCACAGCCGGACAUGGGCUCCCUGAAGCUCGCGUCUCCGGAGCUUGAGAGGCUCAUUAUUCAGAACAGUCACGGGGUGAUCACCACUCCCACCCCCGGCCAGUACUUCUACAACCGCGGCAUCACCGAGGAGCAGGAGGGCUUCGCCGAGGGGUUUGUCAAAGCGCUGGACGAGCUUCACAAGAUGAACCAGAUGGCUCCUCCAAAUGUGUCCAUCGGUGCCGGCGGAGUCACCACCUGCUCAGCGGCGGCAUCUAGCGUCUUCGGCUCCACGCUGCAGCCGGAGCCUCCCAUCUACACAACACUGAACGCCUACUGCCCAAACACAAACCUGUCUUCUGCGUCCAGUUACCCCACUGCCACCAUCAGCUACCUGCCCCCGCACCAGCAGAGUCACCCGCAGACGCAGACGUCGACGCCCGCUGCGCAUCAGUUCCAGCACCCGCUGUCCGGCUCCGGGCUCCACCCGCAGCGGUUCCCCGCUCUCAAGGAGGAGCCGCAGACGGUGCCCGAGCUCCUGAGCAGCGACGGCUCCCCCCCGAUGUCCCCCAUCGACCUGGAGACGCAGGAGCGCAUCAAGGCGGAGCGCAAGAGGCUGAGGAACCGCCUGGCGGCCACUAAAUGCCGGCGACGCAAACUGGAGCGCAUCGCCAGGCUGGAGGAGAAGGUGAAAGUUUUGAAGACCGACAACGCGGGUCUGUCCAACACCGCGUCGGUGCUGCGGGACCAGGUGGCCCAGCUCAAACAGAAGGUCCUGACGCACGUGAACAGCGGCUGUCAGCUGAUGCUCACCAGCAAACUGGAGACGUUCUGAGGAGCACACACUCGAACAUGACUGAGAAAAGUACAAACACUGGAGUCACGGCCCCCGGGACGGAGGCCGAGAUGUUGACAGCGCCACCUGGGCCACGGCAACAGACCAGUGGGCUCCUGGAGGGUGAAAUUGAACUGUUUGAAAUGGUACUUCCGGAUGCUGGACACCGCAGAGGACACCAUUCCACCCCAGAGCCCCAGACUGAACAGACAGUGGGCAACACAGUGGGCACCGGCCCAGAGUCGGGUGUUCUGUUGGUAGACAGAUGUUGUUGUUGUCCUGCAAAACUGCAUUUAAUCCAUGUGUAAAUUAUUGGGUUUGUCCGGUUGAUCCAGACAAACUCCACAUGUCCAAUGUUUACAAUGUUCUUUUUUAUUUGUCCUGUGUAUUUAAGUAAAGAGUCAAUGAGACAGA